Messenger RNA from Castor canadensis (American beaver), 2530 nucleotides. RefSeq names its product chromosome X CXorf38 homolog (gene CXHXorf38). Lineage: Eukaryota; Metazoa; Chordata; Mammalia; Rodentia; Castoridae. The record is from RefSeq and is a predicted model, not a curated record.
GCGCUUACGCACUUCCGCCUGCCCGGCCCGGGCCUUGGAGCCGGACAUGGUGCUGUCGGAGUUGGCCGUGCGCCUCAACUGCGCCGAGUACAAGAACUGGGUGAAGGCAGGACACUGUCUGCUUCUGCUACGCAGCUGCCUGCAGGGUUUCAUCGGUCGCGAGGUGCUCGCCUUCCACCGCGGCCUGCUCGCCGCCGCCCCUGGCCUGGGCCUCCGCGCCUCUUGCAGCGGCGGCUCACGGUGCAGCCCGCGCGCUCGCCAGUUUCAGCCUCAGUGCCAGGCGUGCGCAGAGUGGAAACGGGAGAUUUUGAAACAUCACCUCAACAGAAAUGGAGACGUGUACUGGGGGAACUGCCAGCCGGGCCGGUGGCCCGUCGACGCGUGGGAGGUGGCCAAGGCCUUCAUGCCCCGAGGACUGGCAGACAAACGAGGACCCGAGGAGUGUGAUGCCGCAGCUCUUUUAAGUCUUAUCAACUCCUGUGAUCACUUCAUGGUUGAUCGAAAGAAAGUCACAGAGGUGAUCAAGUGUCGUAAUGAGAUCAUGCACUCUUCAGAGAUGAAAGUCUCAUCUACAUGGCUUCGAGAUUUUCAUAAGAAGAUCCAAAAUUUUCUGAAUGAAUUCAGGAACAUCCCAGAGAUUGUGGCAGUGUACUCCAGAAUAGAACAGCUAUUGACAUCUGACUGGGCUGUUCACAUCCCUGAGGAAGAUCAACGAGAUGGGCGUGAAUGUGAAAUAGGAAGUUACCUGAGUGUGAGCCAAGUAAAUGAAAUCGAAAUGGAAUUACUAAAGGAAAAACUACAAGAGAUAUACCGUCAAGCGGAAGAACAAGAAGUGUUUUCUGAAGAGAUCUCCAAUCAACUGGAAGUGGUAAAGGAAUUUUUGAGAAACAAUGAAGAUCUUAGAAAUGGUCUUACAGAAGUUAUGCAGAAGCUAGACAGCCUCCAUCUACAACAUCAAAAACUGGAUUCAAAGGAAGCUGUGAUACAGACACCUGAAAAGAAGGCCUGAGGUUGUCCUUCAGCAAAAAUCAGGCAUGUUCUGUGAAUGACAGCAUGGCUUCCAGGUCAGGCACCUUUUCUAUGCAAAAGGAGAAAGUUUCCAGAGUACUGUACCCAAACAAAAGGGAGUUUUUGUUGUCCUAGACUUUUUUCUGACUCUUCGGGAAUAUUUUUUCAUAUACAUAAACUUGGUGUUGUGUAAUAUAUACCAAUCAAAAAAUAUUAGAUACACCUGUUCCACACCUUGCUGCCAUCAAGGGACUUUUUCCUAUUUCAAAGGUAAGAGUCUUUUCUGGUCCUGAACUACAGCUGCUUACCAUGGUGAAGGCCUUCAGGCCAAGAGCUCACAGAGAGUGCUCCGCCCCCUGGCAGAUGUGUCCUAUUCCCUCUGCCUCUGCCUGAAAGUCAUACUCAUGAUGAUGCAGAAGAGGGGACUGGAAUAUAAAUGUUGAGGUAGAAAUAUUUUUUGAGAGAAGGCCAGGGGAAAACUUGCCUGGAAGGCUAUUUUCUAGCCAUUUCCACUUAAUACAGAAAUGUUAGUACUAGAUCUGAGUACAACUUAGCAAUAGGACAAGGAGACUGCUGAGCUGCUCAUUGGGGGCCCAGAGUACAGUGAUUUUACUGACCUAUGCAAGGGGAGGGUCCAGGCUUCUCACAGCAGAGAUGUGGGGGAAGCUCAGUUGCAGCUUAAGAACUCCUAAGAACACUUAGGAGAAGUUAAAUCCAUGGCAGUCCCAGCUGGUUUUGUAUAGUAGUCCUGGUACCAAACCUGGCCCUCAUCCUCAAUGAAUAUUUGUUUGAAGGUUUAUCUGUUAGCCUAGGAGUAUUCAUAGGUAUAAAUACUAGUUACAUUGUCAACUAAACUUGGCCCUUCAUUAUGAAAUUUUAACAUUCUUAUGGAAACUACAAGACAUCUUUUUUUUUUUUCAAAAAAUUGACAAAUUCAUUCAUACUUCUUCUAUUCCUUUGACCUAAAAGUCUUCCACUCUGAACUUUUAUCCUAUUUGUUCCCAAACCACACAAACACUGUACCAUUACAUGCAGUGGUCUUUAGAGUUGACUUCACUUCCACCUUCCCUUCCAUCUGCUCAUCUCCAAGGCCAGGUUGCCUCUGGACUUUCUGAGAUAGAAUUGCCUUGUUCUCACAACUCUGCCUGGAAGAAUUGCUCCAUGCCAAGCAUGAGUAAAGAUAAAUGUGCUCCUUCAUCUAUUCAACUGCCCACCAUUCUAUAGGGCAGAGGAAUGGAAUAUAUUUGGCAUAUAUUUUUACUUUAAAAGGCAUUUAAUACAAUUCUGUGAAAUUUGAAUAAAUGCAAAUGUGUUCAUAACUUUGUGCUUUAAUCUUCCCAGUUGCUAUUUAGUCCUUAGUCUUGUGUUUUCUUUCUCCCUUCAUUUCUUGAAGUUCCUUGAGAACUUCAGUAAUAAUUUUUAUUCAUCUUGCAACUGUCCCAAACUAAGAAACUUUAAUAAAACAUCUCCUAGCUUCUAGAUCUGAGAUGCAAAACAUGGGAUGAAAUGGAAUCUUGAUUCA